Messenger RNA from Sphaerulina musiva SO2202, 438 nucleotides. Its product is annotated as Sybindin-like protein. The transcript is spliced from 2 exons. Gene Ontology annotation, cellular component: TRAPP complex. NCBI's taxonomy places the organism in Eukaryota, Fungi, Ascomycota, Dothideomycetes, Mycosphaerellales, Mycosphaerellaceae. The coding region runs from base 1 to 438 and encodes 145 amino acids. The record is from RefSeq and is a predicted model, not a curated record. Gene Ontology annotation, biological process: endoplasmic reticulum to Golgi vesicle-mediated transport.
AUGGUUGUCUUCGCGCUCCUGAUCAUCAACAAAGCUGGCGGCCUGGUCUACAAUCGCACUUUUGCUCCUGGAUUGCAGAAGCUAGACUCCAAUGACUACCUCAUCUUAGCCGGCACCUUUCAUGGCAUUCAUGCCAUCUCGCGCAGCAUCAACCCCGCGCCGCCCGCGCCAGCCGUACCAGGAAACAGAAGACCACUCACGACCGGAAUUGAGAGUCUGGAGAGCAGUCAUUUCAGACUGACUUGCUACCAAAGCCCUACCGGUAUCAAGUUUCUGCUCUUUACGAGUCCCGAACAGCCCAAUACGGAUCUUGUGGUCCGAAGGUGUUACGAGAUCUAUGGCGACUUCGUCAUGAAGAAUCCAUUUUACAGUAUGGAAAUGCCGAUCCGUGUAGAGAAGUUUGACAAAGCCCUCGGGAGUUAUCUGGUCCGACCUUGA